Molecule: messenger RNA, 3813 nt
Organism: Epinephelus lanceolatus (giant grouper)
Lineage: Eukaryota; Metazoa; Chordata; Actinopteri; Perciformes; Serranidae
Product: integrin alpha-M-like
Biological process (GO): cell adhesion mediated by integrin; cell-matrix adhesion; cell-cell adhesion
Cellular component (GO): external side of plasma membrane; integrin complex
Molecular function (GO): integrin binding
Source: RefSeq, a predicted model, not a curated record
CCUCCUUGACAGUUUCUGUUGUGGAAAUAGUUAAGUGGGUCGCCAGAAAGCACAAAAGUUGCCAAAUACAAGCGUAUGAGCUCAGAGGAUACAUCACCCUUGUAGUACUUUUCAUGGGAGUAACACAAUGGACUGGAUAAUUAUUACUGCAGUAUUCUUGUCAGUGUUAAAAACCACACUUGGUUUCAAUAUCGAUCCCAAGGCUUGGAAGGUCCUGUCUAACCCCGCUGAAGGAUUUGGAUACCAGGUGGUGCAGAGACCAUCCAGCUUGCUGGUCAGUGCUCCUCUUUACCAGUAUUCACAAGACGGAAGGGGACAGAUAUAUGCAUGCUCCACCGAUAGCUGCCGUGACAUACCAGUUUCAUUGCCAGAUUUUGCCGUAAACAUGUCUCUUGGUUUGACAAUGAUAAGCAAUCCCUCGACACAGAACACCGUGGCAUGUGGUCCAACCAUCCCAAUGGACUGCAAAAGUAUCACCAUGUACAGUGGUGCGUGCUUGCAGAUAGACAGUUCGAACAGAAUGAUAGGUGGUCUUAUACCUUCUUAUAAUAAAGAGUGCCGAUCAGCAGACAUUGCGUUCCUGUUGGACGGUUCAGGCAGCGUAUCCAGACAGGAUUUUUACACAAUGAAGACUUUCGUGAAAAAUCUGGUCCGCUCACUCCUGCCAUUAGAUACAAAGUUUGCUAUUGCCCAGUUCUCCGAAGAUCCCCGAGUAGAAUAUUACUUUGAUGAUUUUUCCUCUGGAGCUAAAUCAUGGCAACAAAAAGUUGAUGACAUUCAGCAACUACGGUCAACAACUUACACAGCUAAAGCCAUCAAGUUUGUGGUACAAAAUAUUUUCACGUCAACAAGAGGUUCCAGAUCUAACGUGAAGAAGGUCUUGAUAGUCAUUACUGAUGGAGCAUCUCAUGACCGGAAUUUAUUGGCAUCUUCAGCAGCCUUAGCUGAGAGGGAAAAGAUUGUUCGAUUUGCUAUUGGAGUGGGAGAUGCAUUUGACAAACCUGAAGCAAAAAAUGAACUGAACACCAUUGCAUCAUCUCCCAAAGACAACCACGUGUUUCAAGUGGAGAACUUUGACGCUCUCGAACAAAUACGACAGAGUUUGCAGGCCAAAAUCUUCUCUAUUGAAGGAUCGCAAACAGGUGGAGAGUCACUGAAAAUGGAAAUGGCUCAAGAGGGAUUCAGUGUAGCUUAUGUGCCUGAGGGAAUUCAGAUGGCUGUGGUUGGUGCUAAUGUGUGGAAGGGAGGCUUCCUGCAGUACUCACUCACAGGCCGGAAGAUCAUCUCCUUUGAGCCGAGUAUAGACGUUGAUAGUUAUCUGGGUUACUCCAUGGCAGUUGCUAAAACAAGGCAAGGCACACUGACAAUUGCUGGUGCUCCAAGAUAUCGUCACAAAGGAUCUGUGGUGGUACUUACCCAUCAAUGGUAUCGCCAAAAUAUCGAACCCUCUCAAUAUCAGUCUCAGAGUGGUGAAUAUUUUGGGGCUGCUGUUUGUGCCAUGGAUGUGGAUCGUGACGAAUUCAGUGAUCUAAUCUUCAUAUCUUCCCCUAUGUUCGUGGACACUGACAGAGAGGGAAGAGUUUACGUUUGCAGCAUUAGUGGUUUGAAUGUGGAGUGUCACUUCGAUGAGUCUUCGUCAGUGCUGAGAGGGGCUGCAUCUGUCAAAGGAAGGUUUGGGUCUUCUCUUGCUGUCCUGCCUGAUCUUAAUGUAGAUGGUCUCAAUGAGUUGGCGGUUGGAGCACCUUUGGAGAACGACGGCCAAGGCAGCAUCUACAUAUUCCACGGCGAAGGAGGAGGAAGAAUCAGUCUUUUUUACUCACAGAGAAUUGCUGGCUCUGAUGUCCAGCCAGGACUGCGGUUCUUUGGCAUGUCGAUAAGUCAGUCGUCUUUUGACCAAAGUAUGGACGGUCUGCCUGACUUAGCUGUGGGUUCGAAGGGCGCAGUUGUCUUACUCAGAACAAAGCCUAUAGUAAUGGUUGAAGCUGCAGUGUCAUACAGCCCAAACCUAAUCCCUACUCAAAACAUAGACUGCUCAACACAACUGGAGCACACAGCAAAAAUCUGCUUUACCAUGACCAGACACUCCACAGUACAACAAGCUCAAGCACAGAUCAAAUAUACUAUAAAGCUGGAUGCCACCCGCAAAGUCCCAAAUAACCGUGCUGUUAUUAGCGAGAAAGUACGAGAGGUGACUGAAGAAGUUACUCUUGACUUAAUCCGGCCCAAAUGCAGCACAGUGAAGUUCUUUGUUGAGGCUUGUCCAGAUGAUUCUCUCAAUGCUCUUUACAACGAACUCAAAUUCACCUUUGAUGGUCUGCCUUCUGACCAAAAUCUCAGUCCGAGUCUCGCCCUGCAGGCGCAGCAAACCACCACUCAUCCUUUAGGGUUUGAGAUCAACUGCGGCACGGACAACCAAUGUGUAGAUAGCCUGAAAGUGGACUUCAACUUUACCAGUUCCUCCGUGGUUAAAGUGGGCAUUGAUGAACUGCUGGAUGUCACCGUCUUAGUGGAGAACACAGAGGAAAACUCCUACAACAGCCAUGUCAUUCUCACGUACCCUGCCGGGUUCUCCUAUAGGAAGUUUACAAGUCUGCAGGGAAGAAUAGAAUGCAACUCCUUGGACAGUGAAGACGGCUUAACGCGAGGAAAGACAGACUGCACUGUUGACAAGCCUAUUCUUAAGAGCAAAACAAAGGCUCUCUUCAUCGUCUCCUAUGGAAUCGAAACCAACAGUCAACUUGACAGGAGGAUUUUUGUCACUGCAAAUGCUACCAGUGGGAAUCAGGUGCACUCACCCCAAAGUGAACCCUACAAAAAGAAAGGGAUUGAUGUGAAGUACGGCAUUUUUGCUACAAUUGAAAGUUUUCUCAGCUACACCAAUUUCUCUUACGGAAAGAACGAUUUGCAGAAACCAGUCCAACAACAUAUUGUGGUUACAAAUGACAUCAGAGCACUGAAUUUCACUGUGGUGAUAAAUGUGCCAGUGAAGCUCGGUGAUAAAGACAUCUGGGUGGAUUCAGACAGUUUGACGAUUCCAGACUGCCAAAAAGACACAGAUAAGGAACCUACCGACACAGAUUUUGUUGCCAAGAUUGAGAAAACUAAGACUGUGGACUGCUCUGUAGCCAGGUGUAGGGUGUUCAAGUGCAGCAGGUUCAUGGGAAGACUGGAGAGUAGAAGGUACAACAUCUCUGCCAACCUUAGUUCUGGAUGGAUCGAGCAGAUUGGACUUAGAUCUGCCAAAUUCCUCCUGACCAGCACAGCCACUCUGGAGUAUGACGGAAACCAGUACAUCUUUAUUUCAGCAGCGUCUAAUAACAAACCUCCUGUUCGCAAGAUCGAGGCAGAGGUAGAAGUGUACACUGAACCAGACUUCACCAAAGAGAUUAUUGGAGGAUCCCUGGGUGGGUUGGCUUUCCUCGCUUUACUCACCGCUGGCCUGUAUAAGGCUGGAUUUUUCAAGAGUAAAUACCAGGACAUGAUAAACGAUGAUGCAGCAGAUCCAGGGGUCAACGGAGGCGCAUCAGCACCAGAAUAACAAAUACAAAAUCAGAUGAUGUCCCACAGACACCAACUGUUUCCAGAUCCAGUACUUUAAUACUGUAGCAUUAGCCUGCUGAUUGCAGCUGACUGCAAAACCGUUACAUCUAUACCAUGAUCUUUAUGAUUAUCUCUGAUUAGUUCACACGUGCCAUUACUCAGAGCUGUACUAUUUCUAUAACAUUUUGCCAUUUCCAGGAAUGUACAUGAUUUGUAUGGAAGAGGACCACUUUGGAUUAAUUCAACUAAAAAGCUUGGCUGUGUCUGAAAUCA